This is a messenger RNA of Urocitellus parryii (Arctic ground squirrel), 4733 nucleotides long. The record is from RefSeq and is a predicted model, not a curated record. Lineage: Eukaryota; Metazoa; Chordata; Mammalia; Rodentia; Sciuridae.
GUCCCUCCGAGAUAAAAAGGACCCCCUCCCCGUCCGGAUCCCUGCCCGAGGACCACCGGCAUCACUGGGAGGAUGUCCGGAAUCGGGCAGAUAACCUCUCGGUAGAAGUCAAGAAGAAAAAAUGGGUUUCCUCGGAAGAAGAAGAAGAACAAGUAGAUCCAGUCAUCAAUAAUCCUCCGGGCCCCUCCCCCAUGGUCAAGAGACUUCGUGGCCGCCGAGAGCCAGCCAUUUCGAGAGAUACAUCUAAAGUUUUCCCCUUAAGGCAGACGGGAGGCCCCAAUGGCCAAUACCAAUAUUGGCCUUUCUCUGCCUCUGAUCUCUAUAACUGGAAAACACAUAACCCAUCCUUUUCCAGUGACCCUGUAGCUCUAACCUCUCUGAUAGAAUCUAUUCUAGUGACUCACCAGCCGACRUGGGAUGAUUGCCAGCAGCUUUUACAGAUCCUUCUCACUUCUGAGGAGAAACAGAAAGUUCUCCUGGAAGCCCGCAAAAAUGUGCCAGGGGAUGACGGGCGCCCCACUCAACUCCCAAAUUUGAUUAAUGAAGCUUUCCCCUUGACUCGGCCRGACUGGGACUAUAACACUGAUGCAGGUAGGAACCACCUACGUCUCUAUCGCCAGUUACUCAUAGCGGGUCUCCAUGGAGCAGGGCGACGGCCCACCAAUUUGGCUCAGGUAAGACAGACUACACAGGGACCAGAGGAAACUCCGACUGCAUUUUUAGAGAGACUUAAGGAAGCCUAUCGGAGGUAUACGCCUUUUGACCCCGACAGUGAGGRUCAGAGAGGAAAUGUCUCUAUGGCUUUUAUUUGGCAGUCCGCUCCAGAUAUUAGAACUAAAUUACAAAGGUUAGAUAACUUACAAGAUUUUUCUCUAGCAGAAUUAUUAAGGGAAGCAGAAAAGAUUUUCAACAAAAGAGAGACUCGAGAGGAAAAGGAAGAAAGAAUCAGGAAAAGGCAGGAGGAAAGAGACCUCAAAUUUAGGGACGAACUAGACAGGAGGGAGCGAAAACAUAGUAAAGAAUUAAGUAAGAUAUUGGCCACUGUAGCUCAGACAGGACACCAGGGAAAUAGGGCAGGCAAGGAAAGGGAACACGGCAGACCCCGUAUGGACCGAGACCAAUGUGCCUACUGCAAAGAAAAGGGGCACUGGGUAAGGGAUUGCCCGAAGAACCCCAGAAGAAAUGUACGCCGGACCCCUCAAUUGCUAGCCUUGGAUGAAGAUUAGGGGAGUCAGGGCCAGGAGCUCCCCCCUGAGCCCCGGGUAACUCUGCAAGUAGGGGGGCAACCUGUGACCUUCCUAGUGGAUACAGGAGCCCAACACUCGGUGCUAACACGGGCACCAGGACCUAUGAGCCACAAAACGACGUGGGUCCAGGGCGCCACCGGAAGCAAACCGUACCGAUGGACCACCAAAAGAGAAGUACAUCUUGCCACAGGUAAAGUCUCCCACUCGUUUCUGCAUGUGCCUGAUUGCCCGUAUCCACUACUAGGAAGAGACUUAUUGACCAAAUUGAGAGCCCAAAUUUACUUUAAGGAUGGGGGUGCCUCCAUCACAGGGCCAAACCAGGCCCCCUUACAUGUAYUGACUUUCAAAUUAGAAGAUGAAUAUAAACUUUUUGACAAACCUUCUGUACCUAUGAAGGACAUGGACUAUUGGCUUGAUUCUUACCCGGAGGCCUGGGCUGAAACUGGGGGAAUGGGAAUGGCUAAACAACAAACUCCGAUAGUCAUUCACCUUAAAACCACUGCUACUCCCAUAAGUAUUAAGCAAUAUCCUAUGUCAAGGGAAGCUUACCAGGGCAUCAGACCACAUAUCAAACGCCUCCUAGACCAAGGCAUCCUAACUCCUUGCCGGUCGCCCUGGAACACCCCAUUGUUGCCAGUCAAAAAGCCAGGAACAAAUGACUACAGACCUGUCCAGGACUUAAGAGAAGUAAAUAAAAGGGUAGAAGAUAUCCACCCCACGGUGCCUAACCCCUACAAUCUCCUYAGCACCUUACCUCCUACCCAUACUUGGUACACUGUUUUGGACCURAAAGAUGCCUUCUUCUGCCURAGAUUGUCUCCCCAAAGCCAGGCUCUCUUUGCAUUCGAAUGGAAGGAUCCCGAAGAAGGAGUCUCUGGACAACUGACCUGGACAAGGCUGCCACAAGGGUUCAAAAACAGCCCGACGCUCUUCGAUGAGGCCUUACAUCAGGAUUUGGCCGAYUUUCGUGUAAGACACCCCUCCUUAAUUAUGCUUCAGUAUGUAGAUGACAUCUUGCUGGCUGCCACCUCCGAGGAAGAUUGCCUGGUAGGUACGGAGACAUUACUACAAACUUUGGGGCAGUUGGGGUAUARAGCRUCAGCUAAAAAGGCCCAAAUCUGYCAAACAACAGUUACUUAUCUUGGCUACGAACUUCAUGACGGCCAAAGGUGGUUGACAGCUGCCAGAAAAGAGACUAUCUCGAGCAUACCAACCCCCCAGAAUCCCAAGCAGUUGCGAGAAUUUCUGGGGACCGCAGGUUUCUGUAGACUCUGGAUUCCUGGGUUUGCUGAGAUAGCAGCCCCYUUGUAUCCACUGACUAAACAGGGUAACUCCUUCACUUGGACUGAAGAACACCAAUUGGCAUUUGAUCACAUUAAACUGGCCCUUCUGUCAGCCCCCGCCUUGGGUCUACCGGAUGUUACCAAGCCUUUUGACCUGUUUAUAGAUGAGAAGUAGGGUUAUGCAAAAGGUGUUCUAACCCAAAAAUUGGGGCCCUGGAGGCGUCCUAUAGCCUACCUGUCAAAGAAAUUGGAUCCAGUGGCAUCAGGAUGGCCACCAUGUCUCCGGAUGAUAGCAGCUGUAGCUAUUCUGAUUAAGGAUGCCACUAAACUGACUUUGGGACAGCCAUUAACCCUAUUAACCCCUCAUGCCGUUGAGACCAUAAUUCGCCAGCCGCCCGAUCGCUGGAUGUCAAACGCCCGACUCACCCAUUACCAAUCUCUAUUGCUGGACACUGACCGAAUUCAGUUCGGUCCUAUGGUUACACUGAAUCCAGCGACCCUCCUGCCACUUCCGGGAGAAGCAAAUCCUCACAACUGCCAGCAGAUUCUCGCAGAAACACAAGGGACUCGGCCAGACCUCACAGACCAACCGAUGAAGGAUGCAGAGCUGGUCUGGUACACGGAUGGGAGCAGUUACCUGCUCAAUGGAGAACGGCAAGCGGGAGCAGCCAUCACUACCGAAUCUGAGGUAAUAUGGGCGAGUGCACUACCGGGUGGGACAUCAGCUCAGCGAGCAGAACUGAUAGCUCUGACCCAAGCCUUAAAGUUGGCAGAGGGGAAGAAAYUAAACGUGUACACAGACAGCAGGUAUGCUUUUGCCACUGCUCAUAUACAUGGAGAAAUUUACAGGCGCCGGGGAUUACUGACCUCAGAGGGAAAAGAAAUCAAAAAUAAGACUGAAAUAUUGGCUUUGCUUAAAGCUUUAUUUCUGCCCAAAAAGUUAAGYAUCAUGCAUUGUCCCGGCCAUCAAAAAGGAGAUACUCCGGAGGCCAAAGGGAACAGAUUAGCAGAUGAGACAGCCAAGAAAGCAGCCCUAGGGCCACAGCUUUUACUGGAAGCCUCUUACAACUCAGAGGAGAAUACCUGGGAAUAUCAAGGAAAGACUGUAGUGCCCCUCAAAAAUGCGAAAGAACUAGUGAAAUCCUUACACAGACUGACACAUCUUGGGGCUAAAAAGAUGAGAGAUCUUUUARACCGUGGAGAAGGCACUCUAUAUCUUCCUGAUAGGGACCGACUUCUCCAGCAAGUUGCAGGAAAUUGUCAAGCAUGUGCCCAGGUAAAUGCUGGUAAAAUUAAAAUUGGAACAGGAGUUCGGGUAAGAGGACAUAAACCUGGAACCCAUUGGGAAAUAGACUUCACUGAAAUCAAACCGGGUAUGUAUGGAUAUAAAUAUCUUCURGUUUUUGUUGACACUUUCUCCGGAUGGGUAGAAGCAUUCCCGACUCGGCAUGAAACUGCUAAGGUGGUCGCUAAAAAACURUUGGAAGAAAUUUUCCCAAGGUAUGGGGUACCCGAGACAAUUGGGUCGGAUAACGGGCCUGCCUUCACCUCUCAGGUAAGUCAGGUGGUGGCCAAUACAUUGGGGAUUAAUUGGAAAUUACAUUGUGCUUAUAGACCCCAAAGUUCAGGACAGGUAGAAAGAAUGAAUAGGACCAUCAAGGAGACUUUAACCAAAUUAACGCUUGAAACUGGCACUAGAGACUGGGUACAACUCCUGCCUUUAGCCUUAUAUCGGGCCCGGAAUACCCCAGGCCCUCAGGGAUUAACCCCCUUUGAGAUUCUGUAUGGUGCCCCACCACCCGCUAUUAACUUUUAUGAAACUGAAAUCUAUGCCUCCCUUACCCCAUCUAUGCAGACUCAUUUACGCGCAUUGCAAUUGGUCCAGAACGAGGUCUGGAAACCAUUGGCAGCGGCAUAUAAGGAAGAACUCAAAGCCCCCUCGGUGCCACAUUCGUUCAAAAUCGGGGACACCGUCUGGGUACGCAGGCACCAGAAUAAGAACCUCGAACCACGGUGGAAGGGACCCUACACCGUCCUGUUGACCACUCCCACUGCAGUUAAAGUGGACGGCAUCACUGCCUGGAUCCACGCGUCCCACGUGAAGGCUACACGUCCACGAGAUUCCACAGACACCUCUUCAGAUCCAGGAUGGAAGUUGCAACGCACUCAAAACCCGCUAAAGAUAAGACUUAUGCGCUGCUAA